Messenger RNA from Prosopis cineraria, 1044 nucleotides. RefSeq lists its product as uncharacterized. Lineage: Eukaryota; Viridiplantae; Streptophyta; Magnoliopsida; Fabales; Fabaceae. Gene Ontology annotation, biological process: phloem development. The transcript has 6 exons. The record is from RefSeq and is a predicted model, not a curated record. Bases 1 to 1044 code for a protein of 347 amino acids.
AUGGCUUCCCUAGAAUCAUCACAUGCUCUGCCUCCUUUGCCCGAAUCCAUCAAACCAGUCCUUAAUUUGUGUCAUUAUGAUGAGUUUGGUAACACAAUCGAGCAAACCCUCCAUAUGGAUGCUCUGUUCACGGUCGUCUCUAACAUCAUGGAAGCCUCACUCAAGAUCUCUGAUCCAAACGUAAAGCUUAAUGUUAACAAGGAGGCCAGGUCAAGUCCUUUCGGUUUCAAUUCACCCACAGAACGGCUUCGGAAAAUUGCUUGUCAGAUGAGGAGUACAGUUGUUGAUAAGGAAUACUCGCAUGCACACGAAACAGCAGAGAGGAUAAUCACAGAUCUGAAGGAAUAUCCAUGGCAUGCAAGAGCAGUGAUGGCACUAGCAGCAUUUGCUUUAGAUUAUGCGAAUUUCCAUCUUCUUUCUCAGGUUAAAGAUGGCGACCACCUUGGAGCAUCAUUGGCUGUCUUGAAUGAUGUUCAAGGAAGCAUCAUCAGUACUAAUAAGGAAACCGUUUCCACAUACCACUGUCUGGUGAGGAACGUUUUCUUAACUGUCCAAUGUUUGGUUAAGUUGAUGGGAAUGUUGCAGCGACAUGAUCAUGCCAAAUUUGAGGACAUGAUUCCCACUUUGGACAAAGCUAGGCAUGAAUUCCCUGAUUUUGUUUAUUGGGCUGUCUUUGCGACUGUUGUUUGCAGCAGCACUCUUUACAUGGGCUCCAGUCGUUGGGUCAGCAACGGCACACUAUCCGAAACUAGAGACUGGAUUUCCCAUGUUCAUGAAACAUUAAAUGACUACCUGAAGCAGAUAGAGGAUGUGAAAGGUAUUAUGGAUGAAUAUUUACAACGUCAAGUUGGGGCAUUCGUAACUCCUACAGGAAUUUUACAAGUUUUGAAGUGUCUGUUAUUCCCCAAAGAUACGAAGAAGCACUCCGUGUAUUACGGCUCCAUGAAAUCAAGGGUGAAGAUCGAUGAUGAAAUGUUCAACAACAAUGUGUGUUGCUGUUCAUUUCCGAACUGUUCGGCAUCGAAGAGGAGAUUAAGCUUUUGA